UCGUGUGAUGAGCAUCGGUAUAUUCUGCCUGCGUGUAUAUAAAACACCACCCAAAGACGAAUCAAAAUUCAGUUUGGUUCCGAGUAUCGCACGAAAAUGAAUCGGUUCGUCUUCUUUAAAGCACGGGCAUCCGCUCUGGUUAUUUUCGCCGUUUAAAAAGGACUUUUGCUAGUGAUUGCGAAUGGUACCACCUUGCCUCCGUAUAGCGUUUUGGGACAUAAUCCUAGUCAGACACUCCUUCCUUCUAUGGGCUGUAGUAAGCUCGACCAGUGGCGGUGUGAUACACCACAACGACGAAGCCACUUCAUACCAGCAUUUCGAAAUAGAGCAUUACCACGCGGUACCCACGUACUUGAAGCACGAGGACAAACAUCUGCUCGAGCAUCCCCUUUCAGCAGGAAAGACUACCUCCGAAGUGAAAAUUCACCAUGAGGUCAUCCAGGAACCAUUGCAGUACUCCUACGGUCAUCCCGGCACUCGACUCGAUGAUAGCCACUUACAGCAUGGUGCUUUGGAGAAUGAAAGUGAACCCUAUCAGAUGAUCCAUCAACAUCAACUCGAACAAUCGCCUGGCUUGGAACCCGGUGAAAAUCAGGAAUAUCAGUUACCAGUUAACGGUAACGAGGAUUACGAGCAAUACAAGCAACUGGCGGAAGCCGCAAUGGCGCAGUACCAGCAACAGAUAGGUCCUGGUCAGUACCACGUGACGAACGAACAAGUGUAAACUUUAAGGCGAAAUGUUAUGAUUCAAAUGUA
Cylas formicarius (sweet potato weevil) is the source of this 756-nucleotide messenger RNA. RefSeq lists its product as uncharacterized. Lineage: Eukaryota; Metazoa; Arthropoda; Insecta; Coleoptera; Brentidae. Bases 182 to 724 code for a protein of 180 amino acids. The record is from RefSeq and is a predicted model, not a curated record. The transcript is spliced from 4 exons.